UUGAUCAGCCUCGUUUUACUGUGACCGAGAUGACCCUUACCUUGUUGAUAGCAGAUCCAACGUCACAAAAGUUUUAAUUGGCAUUGUCAUUGCUUGGUUGAAGACAGAGUAGACUAUACAUGUACAGGACUUUUUGGAAAUAUCUCCAAAUACUUCGAAUUAGUACCCUAGCGGGGAUGGGAGACAUCUCCUCAAGCAGAGUCAUGAAAGCAUUUCGUUCCGUGGACAGGGACCUACCACAAAUUCUCAAGACUACCAACACAUAGGUCUCGCUCUCAGAUGAAUCAGCUAUUUUAACAAAGUUUGAGAAUCUGGUCUGCAGGCAACCUAUACCCACUUUAUAUUUUCUAUUUCAAUGACAAUGUGAUUUAAACCGCACUCUGAAUACAUGAUUUACAUCAUUUGACAUUUGGAGUCGAAAUAUUGCGUAUUUCUUCAGGAUUAAAAACAAUACUGAAAUACGAUAUGACCAAGAGUUACGGGGAGCAGAUCACGGAUGAGUCCAUGUCAACGUCGAACUCGAUGUCCAUUCCGUCUCGAUAUCCCUCGAUAUCAGAGGCAAUGGCUAAACAGAGGGAUGACUUAAAAACCAUGCAGUAUGGUUCUUUACGUCUUGAAGGCAGUCGUCAGGAGACGAAACCACUAUUGGUACCAUCCAGGAAGAACAUUCCCGGUUUCAUCCAAGUUCGCCAUCAGAUGGCAAUAUUAAUAUUCCUUGGGAUGACUGCCGUCUGCGCGAUGCGGCAAAACGUAAGCGUUGCCAUGGUUGCAAUGGUGAAUGAGUCCUACGUCACACACGACGAUCAAAUCGGGAACGAGAGUCAGCAAGGCAUAGAGACCUGCGCAGCUUCUCCAACAGCAAACUCCAGUACUGAACAGACGAGAUCUGGUGAUUUCCUUUGGGAUGCACAGACUCAAGAACUGAUCCUCGCGGGCUUCUUUUACGGAUACAUCUUCACCCAACUCCCAGGCGGCUGGCUGUCCGACAAGUUUGGUAUGAAAUGGAUCCUCGGUUCUGGAUUUCUGUUAUCGAGUGUUUGUACUCUCCUAGGACCUGUGGCAGCUUAUGCUGGAACGGAGUGGUAUUUCGUCACACGAUUCUUCAGUGGUCUCGGUGAGGGUGUCUCUUUCCCUAGUAUGCUUGCCAUGUGGUCUAAAUGGGCACACCCGGAAGAGAGAAGCCGUCUUAGCGUCAUCGGUUUUGUAGGUUUCAACUUUGGAAAUGUGUUGGGUAAUGCAUUAACAGGAUAUCUCAUCAACCUCAACGUAAUAGGUGGAUGGCCUCUUCCAUUCUACAUAUUCGGUUCAAUAGGAUGUCUUUGGUUCUUGUUAUGGAUUUUCGCUGCCUACAGUUCACCACGAGAACAUCCCUGGAUAUCCCCAGAAGAGCGUGCAUAUCUCGAAGAUGGUCUUAGACAUUCUAACACACUAAGGCCAACCGUGCCUUGGAAACACAUCAUCAGGUCCCCUGCUAUGUGGUGCCAAGUGUUCACCCAUUUCCCGCACACACUAGGGAUAUUUACCCUCCUCGUCAACCUACCACUAUACUUCAGUGAAGGGCUACAGGUUUCCCUAGAACUGGCAGGUGUAUAUUCGGCUCUUCCUUACGUCCUUCAAUUUUUCACCAUGUUGCUCACCAGUUAUAUAUCUGAUGGCCUCGUCUCUCGGAAGAUACUCUCUAAAAAGGCAACGAGGAAACUUAUGUCAUUUAUAGGUUUCGGGUCGGGUGCCCUCUUUCUUAUCCUUGCUGGUUUUUCGCGGUGCAACACUGCCCUAUCCGUGACGUUUGUGACCCUUGCCAUGGGCGGGGUUGGUGUUUCUUUCUCUGGUCAUUUCGUGGCCUUACUCGACAUCGCCGGACCCUUUGCUGGUUUUGCCAUGGGGAUGAUGAACACGGCCGGUACACUGGGGGGCAUCGUUGGACCAUACAUUGUCGGCGUUCUUACAGAAAUACAGACCGAUAUUACAGGAUGGCAGAAGGUGAUGUGGACCAUCGCCGGUAUCUAUUGCUUCGGCGGCUUGACUUUUCUCAUCUUCGGCACAGUGGAACUUCAAUAUUGGGCCAUACAGGACUACCAACCAUAUACAGUGAUUGAUGAAUCGGCAAGCUUGAUAAAAAAUGAAAACGUCGACGAGUCUGAGUCUUAAACUCAGGACCCACUUGAUGGGGGGGGGAGUCUACUAAAAGUAUAAAGCUGCAUAUUUGAAAAGGGGAGACUACAACGUGCUGCAGAUGUGUGAUUUAGUUGUCUUUUUUAUGACUACACUUUUGUUAGUUUUCUUGUUAUAAGGACACAUUAGAGAUGUCAAUUAAUGUAUUAUUUUAAUUGAUAUGACUACAGUACUGCUUCGUGUUCUUUGUGUAAUGUUACACAGGAUGUGUGCUUGAAUUGAUCCAAGAAAUCGACAUUUUAGAGGCUACAAACCUGACAUCGACACUUUCUUAUUACCCGAUUUUUACUCAUUGAGGAUUGCAAAGAGUAGAAGUAUAAGUGAAUGUUUAUCUACGGGCUUAAUUCGCUCAAGUAUGUCUUUACCCAUUGACAACUAAAUUUCGUGAUUCCCAUAGACUUUGUACGCAAUGUUCCUGUAUAGGCAAUGGGUUUAUUCCAGUGUGUUCCUAACGGGUUGAAAUAACGAGAAUAAGCGAAUGUUAUGAAACUUAAGAAAAAACCGGAAUGCAUGAAUAAAUAAUAUUUUGCAUAAAACGAA
Messenger RNA from Lytechinus variegatus (green sea urchin), 2712 nucleotides. Its product is annotated as sialin-like. Gene Ontology annotation, biological process: transmembrane transport; monoatomic anion transport. NCBI's taxonomy places the organism in Eukaryota, Metazoa, Echinodermata, Echinoidea, Temnopleuroida, Toxopneustidae. The transcript has 11 exons. Gene Ontology annotation, molecular function: transmembrane transporter activity. The record is from RefSeq and is a predicted model, not a curated record. The coding region runs from base 466 to 2148 and encodes 560 amino acids.